Messenger RNA from Acanthosepion pharaonis, 2043 nucleotides. The record is from the annotation of a GenBank genome assembly. Lineage: Eukaryota; Metazoa; Mollusca; Cephalopoda; Sepiida; Sepiidae.
AUGUGCUUUUUUGUUGUUGUGAAAAGCUUGCCUGUCUGUCUGUCCGUCUAUCUAUCUAUCUCAGUCUGCUCGAAUCUAUCUAUUUCAAUCUACUCAUAUCUACCUAUCUAUACAUUUAAUAUACUCAUAUCUAUCUAUCUAUCUAUCUAUCUAUCUAUCUAUCUAUCUAUCUAUCUAUCUAUCUAUUUCUAUCUACUCAUUAUCUAUCUACUCAUAUCUUUUUCAAUCUAUCUAUCUAUCUAUCUAUCUAUCUAUCUAUCUAUCUAUCUAUCUAUCUAUCUAUUUCAAUCUACUCAUUAUCUAUCUAUCUAUCUAUCUAUCUAUCUAUCUAUCUAUCUAUCUAUCUAUCUAAGAGGUGAACUGAAAAAGAAACUCUCUCAUAUUUGUUGCAUCUUUCUUUGUUCAUCUUUCUCUUGCGUUCAUCUUUCUUUCUGUUUUACUUCCCUUCCUUCCUUUCUUCAUUCCUUCCUUUUUUUUCUUCUUUCCUACUUUUCUUCCUUUUUUACUUCCUUCUUUCGUUUCUUUCUUUUAUUUUACUCUCUUCCUUCCUUCCUUCCCUCGUUCCUUCCUUUUUUACUUCCUUAUUUCUUUCCUUCCUUUCUUCGUUCGUUCGUUCGUUCAUUCCUUUCUUCGUUCGUUCGUUCAUUCCAUCUUUCCUUCCUUCGUCUGUUCGUUCGUUCGUUCCUUUCCUUUCUUCCUUUUUACUUCCUUACUUCUUUUCUUACUUCCUUCCUUCCUUCCUUCCUUCCUUCCUUCCUUACUUCCUUCCUUCCUUCCUUACUUCGUUCGUUCCUUCUUUCCUUCCUUCCUUUUUUCCUUCCUUUCUUCCUUCCUUCCUUCCUUCCUUCCUUCCUUCCUUCCUUCCUUCCUUCCUUCCUUUUUUUCUUCCUUCCUUCCUUCCUUCCUUCCUUCCUUCCUUCCUUCCUUCCUUCGUUCGUUCCUUCCUUCGUUCCUUCCUUCCUUCUUUCCUUCGUUCGUUCGUUCGUUCGUUCGUUCCUUACUUCCUUUUUUACUUCCUUCCUUCCUUCCUUCCUUCCUUCCUUCCUUCCUUCCUUCCUUCCUUCCUUCGUUCGUUCCUUACUUCCUUUUUUCCUUCCUUCCUUCCUUCUUUUUAUGACAGACUAUAUGUUCCUAAAUUUUUUGUCCUCUUUUUUACUGGCUUCAUUCAUAGAUAUUUUUUUUCUGCUUAUAGCCAUUUUGGCUUGCUUUCUAUCUUUUUCAUACAUUGUUAUCUUUUUCAACUUUCUUUCAUUUGUCCUUUUUUUCUUUAUACUUCUCGACACUAGUUUGUUGUACUUCUAUCUAUCUAUCUAUCUAUCUAUCUAUCUAUCUAUCUAUCUAUCUAUCUGUACAUGUCCCUUCAUUAUCUAUCUAUCUGUAUCUGUCCCUUCAUCUAUCUAUCUAUCUAUCUAUCUAUCUAUCUAUCUAUCUAUCUAUCUAUCUAUCUAUCUGUACAUGUCCCUUCAUUAUCUAUCUAUCUAUCUAUCUAUCUAUCUAUCUAUCUAUCUAUCUAUCUAUCUAUCUAUGUCUCUUCAUUAUGUAUGUAUGUAUGUAUCUAUCUAUCUAUCUGUACAUGUCUCUUCAUUAUCUAUCUAUCUAUCUAUCUAUCUAUCUAUCUGUCAUGUCUCAUCAUCUAUCUUCAUUAUCUAUCUAUCUAUCUAUCUAUCUAUCUAUCUCUACAUGUCUCUUCAUUAUCUAUCUAUCUAUGUCUCUUCAUUAUCUAUCUAUCUAUCUAUCUAUCUAUCUAUCUAUCUAUCUAUCUAUCUAUCUAUCUAUCUAUCUAUCUAUCCACGCCUCUUCAUUAUCUAUCUAUCUAUCUAUCUAUCUAUCUAUCUAUCUAUCUAUCUAUACACGUCUCUUCAUUAUCUAUCUAUCUCAUUCUCUUCAUAUCUUUCUAUCUCAAUUGGGGAGAGGGCCUGCCAACAUCGGCCACUUAUGCUGAUGUCCAUGUUUUUCUUUCUUUCUUUCUUUCUUUCUUUCUUUCUUUCUUUCUUUCUUUCUGUAAAAUCUUCUAUUCCUUUUUAUUUCACAUGUCCUCUCUAA